Molecule: messenger RNA, 5398 nt
Organism: Tupaia belangeri chinensis (Chinese tree shrew)
Lineage: Eukaryota; Metazoa; Chordata; Mammalia; Scandentia; Tupaiidae
Gene: ITCH
Product: itchy E3 ubiquitin protein ligase
Exons: 26
Coding region: 321-2903 (860 amino acids)
Biological process (GO): protein K48-linked ubiquitination; protein K63-linked ubiquitination; proteasome-mediated ubiquitin-dependent protein catabolic process
Cellular component (GO): cytoplasm
Molecular function (GO): protein binding; ubiquitin protein ligase activity
Source: RefSeq, a predicted model, not a curated record
AGACCAACCCCUUCCGGACAGAGUGGUCCUAUUUGAAUUGUGAGCUCAGAGAAAUCUCCCUGGGAGACAUGAAAUACAGUUUGUUGCUCCUUCACAUGGAAGAAGCUGAGGCUCAGAGAAGUAUGGUAGACCUGCUGCUUUGGAGAGUUUUUGAAAAAUUUCUUCUUUAAAUGCUUGGUAUGAUUCAUCAUUAAAGUCAUCUAGGUUUGGGAUUUUCUUUGGGUAACAUGCAUUUCACAGUGGCCUUCUGGAGACAACGCCUUAACCCUAAGAAGUGACUCAAAUAGUGAGAACUUCAGGUUUGCCAUCCUAUUGGUGGUAUGUCUGACAGUGGAUCACAGCUCGGUUCAAUGGGUAGCCUGACCAUGAAAUCACAACUUCAGAUCACUGUCAUCUCAGCAAAACUUAAAGAAAAUAAAAAGAAUUGGUUUGGACCAAGCCCUUAUGUGGAAGUAGCAGUAGAUGGACAGUCAAAGAAGACAGAAAAAUGCAACAACACGAACAGUCCCAAAUGGAAGCAACCCCUUACAGUUAUCGUUACCCCUGUGAGUAAAUUAAAUUUUCGUGUGUGGAGUCACCAGACACUGAAAUCUGAUGUUUUGUUGGGAGCUGCCGCAUUAGAUAUUUAUGAAACAUUAAAGUCAAACAAUAUGAAACUUGAAGAAGUGGUUGUGACUUUGCAACUUGUAGGUGACAAAGAGCCAGCAGAGACAAUAGGAGACUUAUCAGUUUGUCUUGAUGGACUGCAGUUAGAGUCUGAAGUUGUUACUAAUGGUGAAACUACAUGUUCAGAAAGUGCUUCACAGAAUGAUGAUGGCUCCAGACCUAAGGAAGAAUCAAGAGUGAACACAAAUGGAUCAGAUGACCCUGAGGAUGCAGGGUCUGGUGAAAAUAGAAGGCUCAAUGGAAAUAAUUCUCCUUCACUCUCAAAUGGUGGUUUUAAACCUUCUAGACCUCCAAGACCUUCUAGACCACCUCCGCCAACCCCACGUAGACCAGCAUCUGUCAAUGGUUCACCAUCUGCCACUUCUGAAAGUGAUGGAUCUAGUACAGGCUCUCUACCACCAACAAAUACGAAUACAUCUGAAGGUGCAACAUCUGGAUUAAUUAUUCCUCUUACUAUAUCUGGAGGCUCGGGCCCUCGACCAUUAAAUCCUGUAACUCAAGCUCCUCUACCACCUGGCUGGGAGCAAAGAGUGGACCAGCAUGGGCGAGUUUAUUAUGUAGAUCACGUUGAAAAAAGAACAACAUGGGAUAGACCAGAACCUCUACCUCCUGGCUGGGAACGGCGGGUUGACAACAUGGGACGUAUUUAUUAUGUUGACCAUUUUACAAGAACAACAACAUGGCAAAGGCCAACGUUGGAAUCUGUCCGGAACUAUGAACAGUGGCAGCUACAACGUAGUCAACUUCAAGGAGCAAUGCAGCAAUUUAACCAGAGAUUUAUUUAUGGGAAUCAAGAUUUGUUCGCUACAUCACAAAACAAAGAAUUUGACCCUCUAGGUCCUUUACCACCUGGAUGGGAGAAGAGAACAGACAGCAAUGGCAGAGUAUAUUUUGUCAACCAUAACACUCGAAUUACACAAUGGGAAGACCCUAGAAGUCAAGGUCAGUUAAAUGAAAAGCCUUUACCUGAAGGCUGGGAAAUGAGAUUCACAGUGGAUGGAAUUCCAUAUUUUGUGGACCACAAUAGAAGAACAACCACAUAUAUAGAUCCUCGCACAGGAAAAUCUGCCCUAGACAAUGGACCCCAGAUAGCCUAUGUUCGGGACUUCAAGGCAAAGGUUCAGUAUUUCCGUUUCUGGUGUCAGCAACUGGCCAUGCCGCAGCAUAUAAAGAUUACAGUGACAAGAAAAACACUGUUUGAGGAUUCCUUUCAACAGAUAAUGAGCUUCAGUGCCCAAGAUCUGCGAAGACGUUUGUGGGUGAUUUUUCCAGGAGAAGAAGGUUUAGAUUAUGGAGGUGUAGCAAGAGAAUGGUUCUUUCUUUUGUCACAUGAAGUGUUGAACCCAAUGUAUUGCCUAUUUGAAUAUGCAGGGAAGGAUAACUACUGCUUGCAGAUAAAUCCCGCUUCAUACAUCAAUCCAGAUCACCUGAAAUAUUUUCGUUUUAUUGGCAGGUUUAUUGCCAUGGCGCUGUUCCAUGGGAAGUUCAUAGACACAGGGUUUUCUUUGCCAUUCUAUAAGCGUAUCUUGAACAAGCCAGUUGGGCUCAAGGAUUUAGAAUCUAUUGAUCCAGAAUUUUACAAUUCUCUCAUCUGGGUUAAAGAAAACAAUAUUGAGGAAUGUGGCUUGGAAAUGUACUUCUCUGUUGAUAAAGAAAUUCUAGGUGAAAUUAAGAGUCAUGAUUUGAAACCCAAUGGUGGCAAUAUUCUUGUAACAGAAGAAAAUAAAGAGGAAUAUAUCAGAAUGGUAGCUGAAUGGAGAUUGUCUCGAGGUGUUGAAGAACAGACACAAGCUUUCUUUGAGGGCUUUAAUGAAAUUCUCCCUCAGCAGUAUUUGCAGUACUUUGAUGCAAAGGAAUUAGAGGUCCUUUUAUGUGGAAUGCAAGAGAUUGAUUUGAAUGACUGGCAAAGACAUGCCAUCUACCGUCAUUACACUAGGACGAGCAAACAAAUCAUGUGGUUUUGGCAGUUCGUUAAAGAAAUUGAUAAUGAGAAGAGAAUGAGACUACUGCAGUUUGUUACUGGAACUUGCCGAUUGCCAGUAGGAGGAUUUGCUGACCUUAUGGGGAGCAACGGACCACAGAAAUUCUGCAUUGAAAAAGUUGGGAAAGAGAAUUGGUUACCAAGAAGUCAUACAUGUUUUAACCGCCUAGACCUGCCACCUUACAAGAGCUAUGAGCAACUGAAAGAAAAGCUGUUGUUUGCCAUUGAAGAAACAGAAGGAUUUGGACAAGAGUAACCUCUGAGAACUUGCACCACCAAAGGACAAGAAUUGAUUUGCAAUGUUUGUCCUUUUCCUUCUCUGCCUGUUGCACAUUUUAUUGUAAAACUGGACUGUGACUGUUUAGAGAGUUAUCCGAGUGUAAGAAAAUUAGUGUUAUCAUUGAGAUUUAUCUCCCAGUGAUUCUGGAUUUCUACUCAACAUUUCCAGAAAUCUGAUCUGCAAAUGACUAGUCAGAACCUAAUUUAACAUGAGAUUUAACACAGCAAUGAAAUCUACCUUGUCUUAUCCCAUUAGAUUGUUUCCUUAACAAUUUUUUAUGUGCGUCAAAGGCUUACUUGGGAGUAGGGUUUUUUCCUUUUAGAGAUUCUGCAGAUAACUGCAAUACAAAAUCUUCCUAUAAAGCCUCUUGGUAGAGGUAUUUGUUUAAAGUGCAAACUUAUUCCAGCUUCUGGGGACUGGCGCAAACUCCUGGCUUGUGCUCUCCCUCUCUGUCAGCCUGGCUUGACUGUUGUUUUCCUUUCUGGAGCAUGAAUCCGUGCAUCAUUUUGAUGUUAUUCUUGGAAGUGGUGCAAGACUUGCAUCUCUUUACUAAGUAGUUUUUUCAAUUUGAAUUCAGGGAAAAAUUAGUCCCAGCCUGCAAAGGACUUCAUACCUCUCUUCAUUUGGAAGUUUAAUUGUUCGAAUUGCCUUGCAAAUAUUGAACUUCACAAACAAUAUUAACACUGUGGAUCCUUCACGUUUUUUAUUUUAAGUUAACUUAGAAUUGGAAUUUAGCUGAAUUCAUCUGCGGCUAUCAUUGGUCGUUUUUGUAUGUUCCUAUACAUUGAAGCUUUAUCAUUUUAUUAUAAUCCAACAACUUCAUUUAUAUUUUAUCAUUGCUGAGGAGUUCAAGUUGUGACUAGAGUGCUUUUCUAUUUCCAAUAGAGGUCAAUGAACCAGCUCUGAAAUUACAUUUUCAUUAGGGAGGGGGUGUUGUGGUACUGGCUAAAAAGAAAGGACGAUAACAUCCAGUAGCCACAGAAAUGUAUUCUCUAUGUGAAUUAAAAGCCUUUAAAUUUAUCAUUUUUCUGACACAUGAUGGAGUAGUCAUUUCCAUUCUUUACAUUGUUCUGAAUUGGAUUAAUUAAUAUCCCUCAUCUGCAAUACUCUUUUUACCCCUAAAAAUUAAGCAGGUUUUCCUUUUUUUCCCACGACUCUUUAAUUUUAGAGUGCUCUGUUAGUAACCAAAUAAUGCACUUUGAAGUUCUCUGUAGUUAAUUCUUUUAACUCAGCUAGCCUAGACUGUCAAUAUGACUGCUGUCAUAAAUUUGACUUUAAGGGCAGUGGGAUGAAGCUUAAGCCAGCUGAAUCCCUACCAUAGGUGAACCCUGAGGAUAGCCUCAUAAUUCAUGUAACAGGGACUUGGCUAUGUUUCAGUAGCAUAGCAUGAACAGGUAACAUUAAGCCAAGAGUAAGCAGAAAGUAAUAGACCCCUGUUCCAUAUAAAAAGAAAAUGGCUUUUGUCUCUAAUUGCUCUUCCUAUCUACAUCCUGGAACAACAAAAACAUUUUUAAACUGUGUAUCUGUACUUUAAGACACUGCCAUCCUGAAGCAGAGCCUUAGAUGAUUGAAAGGGUUACCUCAUCCAGAAAUUGUCAGUAUAAAGGGGAAGAUUAGGUUCUCUCCAAUUCUGUCUGUUUUUCAUUCCACAUACCCCGGGAAAUGUAGUGUGGUCUCCAAAAGCCCUAGUUCUUUCCUAAGUAGAGACUCUGCCUUUUCGCUGGUAGGGGAAGACAACGUGAUUGCUCUGUCUUAUAGAGCAAAUGUCUGCCAACUAUCUAUUCAGUGUGUAAGUCUGACUUUGAUAAUAUAUGGCUACAAAGAUUAAGCCUUGUGUAAAGACUUCCUAUUGAGGUGAACUCUCAUACUGAAAUAUAGUUACCUACAAUAUUUACUAGAGAUUUAUGAUAUUAAAUUAAGAGAUAAUGUAAAAAGAUAAGACUUUUUGGUUCUACAUAAUGCUUCAUGAUUCAUUUAGGGACCUAGAAAUAUUGUGUGAAAAUGUAUAAAUAUCACCCAAAAGGCUUUCUGCCCUAUAUUUUUAAAAUACAGAAUAGUUAUAUUUGAAGUAGCCCUGGCCCUAGUUCUAUAGGGCUUGGCUAUUUAAUAUUUUUAUGAAAGAAAUGUUUAGUUCUGGAAAAGGUAAAUGCUUGUAUAUAUUUUUGCAGCCUGGGAUCUCCCUACUCCAUUUCUUCCUUUAAUUUAAGUGGCCACAUGUAUAUGUCUUCCCUGCUGUGUUAGGAAAAUGGGGGCUGGAUAUCCCAAGAAUCAAGAGUUUAUAUAAAAAUACUGCAGAUAGACAGCAGACAUAAAUAUUUACCAAAUACUAUCUUAAAUUUUGUUCCAAACUGAACAUUUGGAAAUAGAUUUAUUGUGUUUAAUUAGAACUUUUUCUUAAAUCUGAACUAAAUUGCUUUUAGAGUUCUUUUACUUUGUAAGCAUUGUAAAUGCUAAUAAAUCCUAUUAAUUUC